This is a messenger RNA of Plectropomus leopardus (leopard coralgrouper), 3134 nucleotides long. RefSeq names its product aspartate beta-hydroxylase (gene asph). Gene Ontology annotation, biological process: peptidyl-aspartic acid hydroxylation. The record is from RefSeq and is a predicted model, not a curated record. NCBI's taxonomy places the organism in Eukaryota, Metazoa, Chordata, Actinopteri, Perciformes, Serranidae. Gene Ontology annotation, molecular function: peptidyl-aspartic acid 3-dioxygenase activity. Gene Ontology annotation, cellular component: membrane; endoplasmic reticulum.
AGAGACAGAGACGAGAGACAGAGAGAGAGAGACAGAGAGAGAGAGACAGGGGAGGUGAGAGCAGGAGGCAGAGGCACCCUCUCCCCUUAGCUUAGACUGCAUGCUGUCUCUGUGGCCAGUACGUCUUUUCUCCGGUUCGUUGGAAAGCCAGUUGGCAGGGAUGGGUGAUCCAGCGACCCUGGUCGAAUCUGUCGCCUCUCCUGUCGUCACGGCGAUCCCCACAGUGAUAGCUGGGGAAAUGCAAGAUGGCACUAAAACCCAGUCAGCCAACAAGAAUGGGAAGAAGGCAGACUCUGGGUCCAGCGGCAGCUUCUUCACUUGGUUCAUUGUCCUGGCCCUGCUGGGUGUGUGGACGUCUGUAGCUGUGGUCUACUUCGACCUGGUCGACUAUCAGGGAGUCCUUGACAAGGCUAAGGGCUUACAAAUUAACCUGUCUGAGGCCUUGCAAGGUAAACUGGUGGCAUACGAUACAGAUGGCGAUGGUGAUUUUGAUGUCGAGGAUGCUAAAGUUCUGCUAGGGCUGAAGGAGAAGGCUGUGGCUGUCACCGCCCGUAGUGAAGAAGCUGCUGCUCCAGUGGAGACCCCAGAAGCUGAAGCGGCACCAGAAGCUGUGUUUGAGCCUGAACCUGUGCCUGUGGAGGAUGUGAUUGAAGCUGCUGUUGCAGAGGAGGCCUCUGCACCCCCACCAGAGCCUGAAACUGAGGUAGCAGCUGAGCCUGAGGUGGUUGCAUCCGAGCCAGAGCCAGAGCCCGAGCCCGAGGCUGAGCCUGAACCAGAACCAGAACCAGAACCUGUGGAGACCCCUGAGGUGAUUGAGGAGGAGCCAGAGGUGCUGGAGGAGGAACCUCCUGCAGUGGAGGAGGAGGCGCCUGUGGAGGAGGCUCCUGUGGAAGAUGCUCCUGUGGAGGAGGCUCCUGUGGAGGAGGCUGUUCCAGUUGAGGAGGUUGCAGAGGUGAUGGCAGACCAGCCUGAAGAGGAGGCAGCAGCUGAAGAGGAGCAGGCUGUGGAGGAGGAGGCUGUUGACGAGGCCGUGGAGGAGCUUGCAGCAGAGGUGGAGGCUGCAGUGGAGGAGGCUGCUGAGGAGGUGGCAUCAUUUGUUGAGGCUGCUGAGGAGGAGAGCGCUCCUGCAGAAGAAGCUGUCGAAGAGCCCGCUGAGGAGGAGGCUGCACCUUUGGAAGAAGCUGCUGAGGAGGUAGCCCAAGAGGAGGAGGUAGUCCAAGAAGAGGAGGUAGCCCAAGAGGAGGAAGCUCCUGCUGAGGACCUGGCGGAAGAAGAGGCAGCUGAAGAAGAGGAGGCCGCUCCUGCUGAGGAACCUGCUGAUGAGCCCGCUGAAGAGGAGGCAGCUCCAGCAGAGGAAGCCGUGGAGGAGGAAGCAGCAGAGGAAGAGCAGGAGGAAGCAGCAGCUGCAGACGAGCCUGUUGAAGAGGAGGCAGCUCCUGCAGACGAGCCUGUUGAAGAGGAGGCAGCUCCUGCAGACGAACCUGUUGAAGAGGAGGAAGCUCCUGCAGACGAACCUGUUGAGGAGCAGGCUGAAGAGGAGGAAGCUCCCUCAGAAGAUGCAGAGGAGGAGGCUGCAGACACAGAGGCAACUCCAGAAGAAGUAGCAGAGGAGCAAACAGCACCAGAGACAGAAGAAGAAGUAGCACACCAAGCAGAGGAGGCAUCAGAAGAAGUAGCAGAGUUUGUGGAGGCAGAGGAACAGAACCAGGAUGAGCCCACAGAAACGUAGAGGCUGCAGCGGUCGUCGUGGUGACGGAGCAGGGACCCACUGACCUUGCAUCAGCACCAUCUGAGUGUGCUCAGAGCGAUGAUACACCUCUCCACCUCCAGAGAAAUGAUUGAGUCGUCAUGACAACACUCUGUCCCCCCUCCUCCCUCUGUUUCCACCCCUCCUUUAAAUGCUCCUUUGGUAUAAAUGUGAUGAUGGAUGGAUUGUUUACUAAUAUGGUACUCUUCUUUUGACCCCUCUGGUUUUUCUUUGUCUUCACCUCUCUGUUUUUGUCUUUCAGUAGCGUGUCCAUCCUUGUGUGUGUGUGUGUGUGUGUCUGUGUGUGUUCAUGGUGAUGUUGCGUGUGUGUGACUGUGGCCAGACGCUCGGGGCCACAUCAAAUCUAAACUUGCAGCCAGUCUGGAGCUGUAACAUUGAACCAGUCUGGAACUUUAUUUUGAAGUGUCUCAGUGAUGUAGUCCGGCUUCCUGAAGCUGAACUGUGUUGCCAAGGAAACUGAGGCCAAAGUUCAUAGCUGAGCCGUCAUUGGUUAGAUCGGAGUCGUUCUAUGAGUCAGCACAUUCAUGUGUAAACAGUGACGUGUGCAAAAAGUCCUGAUUGCAGGCGGUUAAAACAACAAAUUGAAAUCUUAGGAGUCCAACAAAAGCAUUUUCCGCCCCUCUGCGUCAGUGUGAGUUCAGACUUUUGAAGACGAUCUCCGUCAGCUGUCUCUGGUCACAGUGCCGUAGAUUCUAUGCAAAGCUGUCGUGCUGUGUGUCCCCUGCCCCCCUGCCUCCCCCGCCUCACCCAGCCCGUUUAUUUACCACUCAGUAUCUGUCGACUCCAGGAUGAGCCGUGUGCUAGCAUGUGGAUUCAGAGAGAGUGUGUGAUUGUGAGUGCGUGCGUGUGUGUGUGUGUGAAUUCCUCAUGAUGAGCAUGUUCUUGUGUGUUGACAAAUCUCUUCUUCUAAUCAGUCCUCUGUGUGAGCCGUAGACGUCGUGCAGUUUUUGAGACGGUUUUUCUCCUUGUUUGUCCUCCACCGCCCUUUAACCUCUGAGUGUGUGUGUGUGUGUGUGAGUGUGUGUUCUCUACAUUCCUAGUUCUUUUUUUUUUCUUCAUACGUUCAGAUUUGAUAACUGAGACCAUCUAUCAAAUGAUUUUUGAAUAUGAAGUUGUAACUUUAAACUUCAAGUUUAAACUGUGAUGUAAACAAGGACAUCAUGGACGGUGCGACGCCGUCACACUGUUGUGUAAAGAUUCUUUAUUUCUAAACACACCAUUCAGACAGGAUGAUUUAACCCUUUGAAACCUGGAGUGACAUCUUAUUUCCUGUGCUGCGCCUUUUACAUGCAGUUAAACCUUUGAACUUUGAGCAACUGGUGCGAUUUCUUUAAAAAAUGCAAUGAGCAACUGUAUAAUAAAUGUU